Messenger RNA from Bufo gargarizans (Asiatic toad), 2154 nucleotides. RefSeq names its product CNKSR family member 3 (gene CNKSR3). The record is from RefSeq and is a predicted model, not a curated record. Gene Ontology annotation, cellular component: cytoplasm; membrane. Gene Ontology annotation, molecular function: protein binding. NCBI's taxonomy places the organism in Eukaryota, Metazoa, Chordata, Amphibia, Anura, Bufonidae. The coding region runs from base 312 to 1964 and encodes 550 amino acids. Gene Ontology annotation, biological process: regulation of signal transduction. The transcript is spliced from 13 exons.
GUUGACGUUGUGGGGAGGAGGCACAGCAGGAUGGAGGAGGAAGCGGGCCGGGACUAGGAGGAGAAUGAGCAGCUAGACAGAGCAGGCAGUGAGCGCCGCUUCUCCUCUGUCCGCACAGUCACACCAUCGGGGGACCCGUGUGACCAGCAGCCAUGUCUGUCACCACCAGCCUCCUGUGUAUCAGCCCUGGCCUGGGGAACUGAACUAUGGGAACUUGAGAGUCGCCGCGGAUGUGCUAGACUGCAAGAGCACUGCCAUCAGUAUUAUUCGAAGGAGACACCAUUGUCCGGGCUGGAUAUUUACCACGUAUCAUGGAACCUGUCACAAAGUGGACUCCAACGCAAGUAGUGGACUGGAUGAGAGGACUUGAUGACACUUUGCAGCCCUAUGUUGUCAGCAUAGAAAGGGAGAAGAUUAAUGGUGAACAGCUCCUAAAGAUAUCCCAUCAGGAUCUGGAAGAACUAGGCGUGACACGAAUUGGUCACCAGGAGCUUGUUCUUGAGGCUGUGGAUCUCCUUUGUGCCUUGAAUUAUGGUCUGGAAACUGACAAUAUGAAAAACUUGGUGCUAAAACUCAGAUCGUCUUCCAACAACCUUCAAAAUUAUAUUGGCAACAGGAGGAAAAAUGCAACUUAUGAUGGGACUACUUCAUAUAAACCUCCCAAUGAGUUCCUUACAUCAGUGGUAGAACUGAUAGGCACAGCCAAAGGCAUGUUAGCAUGGCUGGACAGGACACCAUUUACUGGGAUCACCGACUUCUCUACAACAAAGAACAAAAUCAUUCAGCUUUGUCUGGAUUUGACAACCACCGUUCAACAGGAAUCCACAGUUGCUGAAAUGGAAGAUUCAGUUCUAAACGUUUCUAAAGUUCUAAAUGGAAUAUGUGACAAAACGUACCGAUUUACCACAGACCCUUUAACAAGUCAAAGUGCCUGUCUGGAGGAAGUCGUCCUAACUAAUAUUAGACCGGGGGAAGGGUUGGGAAUGUAUAUCAAAUCCACAUAUGAUGGGCUGCAUGUCAUUACAGGAACUACAGAAAAUUCGCCAGCUGAUAUGUCCCGGAAGAUUCAUGCAGGUGAUGAAGUGAUACAGGUUAACCGCCAGACUGUGGUUGGAUGGCAAUUAAAGAAUCUUGUAGCAAGAUUGAGAGAAAAUUCGGGUGAAGUCACCCUGGUUCUAAAAAAAAGACCGACAGGAACUUUCAAUUUCACUCCUGCUCCUUUGAAAAACUUGAGAUGGAGACCACCUGUUGUGCAGACAAGCCCACCGCCCACUACAACACAGUCUCCUGAAAGCACAUUGGAUACCUCACUAAAGAAAGAGAAGCCAGCAAUUCUUGAUCUUUACAUUCCCCCACCACCAAGAGUUCCUUACUCCCCAAGAGAUGAGAAGAUGAGUUUCAGUUACAGUGGUUACAGAGAUUCACAUCCACGCUCAAAAGGUUCUGAAUCUCCAAACUCUUUCCUUGAUCAGGAAAGCCGAAGGAGGUUUACUAUUGCAGACUCGGAUCAGCUGCCCUCAUAUCCAAUUGAAGUUCAUGUCCAACCUGCUAAACUAAGAGACAAGACUCCAAUGUAUGGUAAGCCACGUCCUCUAUCUAUGCCUGCUGAAGCUAGCUGGAUUGUGUCUACAGAAUCGUUUUCACGGCAUAGAAUGACAGGAAAAAAAGGUGAUGAAGCACUCUCCAGGUAUUUCAGUAAUGAGAGGAUAGCACCAAUAAUAGAAGAAAGUGUAUCAUCUCGUAAUUAUUUUACCAGAUCAACUGAGAGGCAUUUAAUCAGAGGAACAGAUUAUAUUAGGGGCAGCCAUGGUCUUCUAAACAUGGACUUGCACAAUAGCGCAACAAUGCCAUACCAGGAGGAAGGUUCCAGGAAACACACUACCGCUUCCUCUUCAAAAAAUAGCACCACGGAACCCUCACUACUGGUCAGUUGGUUUACCAAACUAAAACUCUUGAGUCGCUGACAUCGUUUCCAUAGACAUUUACCUUUCAGUGCCUUUGCCCUUAUAAUGGCAGUAUUAUGUGAAGCUAGUUCCCCAGCAAUGAAUGGGAUUUGCCUUCACAGCUUGCUUACUUUUGCAAAAUGGCAUCAGGAUAUGACAAUGCCACAAAUAAUUUAUCAGCAAUAAAGAGGAAAUAAAUAUUUUGAAAUCA